This is a messenger RNA of Symsagittifera roscoffensis, 1112 nucleotides long. RefSeq names its product persulfide dioxygenase ETHE1, mitochondrial-like. Bases 71 to 910 code for a protein of 279 amino acids. The record is from RefSeq and is a predicted model, not a curated record. Gene Ontology annotation, biological process: glutathione metabolic process; hydrogen sulfide metabolic process. Gene Ontology annotation, molecular function: sulfur dioxygenase activity. Gene Ontology annotation, cellular component: mitochondrion. NCBI's taxonomy places the organism in Eukaryota, Metazoa, Xenacoelomorpha, Acoela, Convolutidae. The transcript has 4 exons.
CUUUUGCUUAUAUUUCAUAACGUUUCAGUUAAUGGUGAGCGCUUCAGGCGUUUGAUUUCGACUACAUCGAAUGCUGUUUUUAUUCGCUAAACAAUUACGGUACUUAAAAUUUAGUGCAUGCAAACCCAAUUCCCGCUGUUUAUCAAAAUCAGCACGUUUCAAGAGAACAAUCACGACGAACAUGGAUUCUAAUUUUAUAUUCAGACAGUUUUUUGAAAAAGAGUCAUCGACAUUCACUUAUCUUCUGGCAGAUAAACCUUCAAAAGAAGCUGUUUUGAUUGAUCCGGUGCUGGAAACUGUUGCUCGUGAUCUUGGUCAAAUAAAGGAUCUUGGUCUCAUUUUGAAAUAUGCUAUCAACACGCACAUGCAUGCAGACCACAUAACAGGAACUGGCAAGUUGAAAGAAGUUACAAGCACAGAUGCGGAUAAACCUUGUGUUUCCGUCAUCAGCAAAGUUUCUGGGGCUAAAGCGGAUGAGUAUGUAUCAGAGGGAUCUAAGAUCCAGUUCGGACCAUACUUUCUGGAAGUAAGAGAAACUCCUGGCCAUACAAAUGGUUGCGUGACUUAUGUGGACCACCAGCACCGAAUGGUUUUCACAGGAGACGCUCUCCUGAUCAGGGGUUGUGGCAGAACUGAUUUCCAGGAGGGUGAUCCAGGCGUUCUUUUUGACAUGGUCCACUCCAAAAUCCUCUCCCUGGACUCAGACUAUUUGAUCUACCCUGCUCAUGACUACACAGGGAGAAGUGUCUCAAGUGUGGACGAGGAAAAGAGGCUGAAUCCGCGGAUGACUAAGACCAAAGAAGAGUUUGUUCAGUUCAUGAAUGAGAUGAAACUGGACUACCCCAAGAAGAUAGACUUGGCUCUUCCCUGGAACAAGGUUUGUGGAAUUCAGGAGCUGGUCAAUCUGUGAAUGGGAAUUGCUAUAAACAACCUCACGUGACAACAUUAAAAUUGUGCUUAUAAUCCGGACAUAUCUAUACUGACUGACUCAGCCACAUUGAAACAAUUGCUGACCUGAACCGAAUUAAAAUAAUGAGUUAGUUUUUGUAAAUAGACUUGAAAGUUAUUUGUAUUAUUGCCUUACUUUUCUACUAAAUCGAGUUUCUUUGUAA